Messenger RNA from Camellia sinensis, 1859 nucleotides. NCBI's taxonomy places the organism in Eukaryota, Viridiplantae, Streptophyta, Magnoliopsida, Ericales, Theaceae. The record is from RefSeq and is a predicted model, not a curated record.
GCAUAGCCCUCUUUCUAUACACUAUGUAACACACACUCUCUCUCUCUCCAAACCGUCUCAGCCUCACAGAUCGCUGUAUCAGUCUCUUAGAUUUUCGUCUCAACCUGAGCCUUCAUUGAAACCCUAACCUUGAGCUCCUGUACCACUCUCCAAACCCUCACCACUGUGUCCCAUUACCCUAACCUCGUCGGCGAUGCCUGAUUGGGGAAGAGUAGGGUGAGACGGUGGUGUUCGUCUGCCUCAGAAGCGUAAGGUGCUUCGAUCCACCUCAACUGGCACAGAUCGCGACAACGCUGGAGAAGAGAGCGACCACCGAUUCUUGUGUUCCAUGGAGCCUUUGCCAAUGACGAUUUCGUCUCCAUCUGCUCUCGUCUCCCCUCCGUCGCUUCUCUGGACCUAAUUUCUAAUUCUUGGGACUUCCACACCGAUCGCAUCCUUCCUUUUCUGACGGAUAAUACUGAUAUCACGGUGAUUGGGGUGAUCGGACCGCCUGGGGUAGGGAAGUUGACGAUAAUGAACGAGCUCUAUGGCUUUGAUGGAACUUCACCUGGUUACUAAUGUUCAUGGUGAUCUUUCUCAAAUUGGCUUUGACUUGGACGCACUAUAGAGAAUGGUUUGUGGCUUGGGAUUUAUCAUACAAUAGCCUAACUGGACCUGUGCCUCAGCUUCUAUCAGAACUUCCUGCUUUGGAGAUUUUGAAUUUAACAAGCAACAGUCUCACAGGUUCUGUUCCUAAGGCUUUGAUGGAGAAGUCCUCCUUGUUAUUAAUAUGUGACUCGUUCUCAUUUUUGUUUCAUUAAGAAUGUUGGAAUGAAUAUUCUAUAAUUCUUAGAAAAUGUUUUGUUGUAGUACAAAUGGCAAUCCCAAUCUUUGUCAGUCGGACUCCUGCGAACAGGCAACAAAGAAGAAGAAAAAUUGGAGCACUACCAUAGUUGCAUCUUUGGUUUCCUCCAUUGUAUUUUUAAGUGCAAUAGCUAUCUUGUGGAGCUUAAAGAGGAGAAAACAUAAAGGUAACAAUUUUUCUAUAUAUUCCUUCAUUCUGGUAUUUGGUUUACAUUCAAGAAAUUAUUUUCUCAAUCAUCUAAAGUCUUACUUGUAUAAUUUCAUCUUUGCCCAUGAACUACUCCUAAAAGGCAAUGUGGGAGGUAGGACAUUGAAGUUGAAAAAUUGAAGAUUCUCAUACUCUGAGGUUGUGAGUAUUACAAAUAAUUUAGAAAGGGUAAUCGGGAAAGAAGGAUUCAGAACAGUUUAUCUUGGCUACUUGAAAGAUGGCACUGAAGUUGUGUCAAAAUGCUCUCUCAAUCAUCAAGUUAGGGAUCAGAGCAGUUCUGGGCUGAGGCUGAGCUCUUAACAACUAUCCAUCAUAGAAAUUUGGCUGCCCUAAUUGGGUAUUGUGAUGAAGGCUCAAACACAGCGCUCAUAUAUGAAUAUAUGAUUAAUGACAACUUACAAGAAUGUUUAUUAGAUGGUUCUGAAGCUUUGGGUUCAUAUUUAAGGAUUCAACCUUGCUCUGAUAGUGCUCCAGAACUUUCGGGAUGUUCAAUUCAAUGGUAUCGUUUGGCAGCUGAAGAUGGCAAAAAGGAUCUUAUUUCAAGUAUGCAUGCAAAAGGGCUCAUGGAACUACUUCUGGGAUUGUACACUCCAUUGAUAUUCAUCCAUCAAGAAAAACACACUUGUAUUCUGGCUAUUUUGGGAGGUUCUUUAUUAGGGACAUUCUUGUCUGAGAAGGGGAAUUUAGUGCUCUUCCAGGAAGAAAACCUGAACCUUGUACUGCUUUUUAUUCUUCUUACCAGUGCAGGUUAGAAAUUUUGUGGAGAGAUGCAAAAUAUGGUCAAAGAAUUCAAGGACUUGGUUUUUCA